Galeopterus variegatus (Sunda flying lemur) is the source of this 1372-nucleotide messenger RNA. Its product is annotated as probable global transcription activator SNF2L2. Bases 83 to 1372 code for a protein of 429 amino acids. Gene Ontology annotation, cellular component: nucleus. The record is from RefSeq and is a predicted model, not a curated record. Gene Ontology annotation, molecular function: ATP binding. Gene Ontology annotation, biological process: regulation of DNA-templated transcription. NCBI's taxonomy places the organism in Eukaryota, Metazoa, Chordata, Mammalia, Dermoptera, Cynocephalidae. The transcript has 6 exons.
AACAUCAUGUUUAAAACAUGCCUUUCUUUUUUCUGCUUUCUACCUCAGUAUUACUCUACUGACUGGCAGAGAGGAGAGGUAGAUGUCCACGCCCACAGACCCUGGUGCGAUGCCCCACCCAGGGCCUUCGCCAGGGCCCGGACCCUCCCCUGGACCAAUUCUCGGACCUAGUCCAGGACCAGGACCAUCGCCAGGUUCUGUCCACAGUAUGAUGGGGCCAAGUCCUGGGCCUCCGAGCGUUUCGCACCCUAUGCCGACAAUGGGGUCUGCAGACUUCCCACAGGAAGGCAUACAUCAGAUGCACAAGCCCAUUGAUGGUAUGCAUGACAAGGGGAUUGUGGAAGAUAUCCAUUGUGGAGCCAUGAAGGGCACCGGUAUGCGACCACCUCACCCGGGAAUGGGACCUCCCCAGAGUCCAAUGGAUCAACACAGCCAAGGUUAUAUGUCUCCGCACCCGUCUCCAUUGGGAGCUCCAGAGCAUGUCUCCAGCCCUAUGUCUGGAGGAGGCCCAACCCCACCCCAGAUACCACCAAGCCAGCCAGGGCCCCUCAUCCCGGGUGAUCCACAGGCAAUGAGCCAGCCCAACAGAGGUCCCUCGCCUUUCAGUCCUGUCCAGCUGCAUCAGCUUCGAGCUCAGAUUUUAGCUUACAAAAUGCUGGCCGGGGGCCAGCCCCUCCCCGAAACACUGCAGCUUGCAGUCCAGGGGAAAAGGACGUUGCCUGGCAUGCAGCAGCAGCAGCAACAGCAGCAACAACAGCAGCAGCAGCAGCAGCAGCAGCAGCAGCAACAGCAACAGCAGCAGCAGCCGCCACCACAACCACAGCAACAACAACAGCAGCCAGCCCUUGUUAACUACAACAGACCAUCUGCCGCGCAGCCGCCCGCAGCCGCCGUGCCCGGGCCCUCGGUGCCGCAGCCGACCCCAGGGCAGCCCUCGCCCAUCCUUCAGCUGCAGCAGAAGCAGAGCCGGAUCAGCCCCAUCCAGAAACCGCAAGGCCUGGACCCCGUGGAGAUCCUGCAGGAGCGGGAAUACAGACUUCAGGCUCGCAUAGCUCACAGGAUACAAGAACUGGAAAAUCUGCCUGGCUCUUUGCCACCAGAUUUACGAACCAAAGCAACCGUGGAACUGAAAGCACUUCGGUUACUCAAUUUCCAGCGUCAGCUGAGACAGGAGGUGGUGGCCUGCAUGCGCAGGGACACAACCCUCGAGACGGCUCUAAACUCGAAAGCAUACAAGCGGAGCAAGCGCCAGACUCUGAGAGAAGCCCGCAUGACUGAGAAACUAGAGAAGCAGCAGAAGAUUGAGCAAGAGAGGAAGCGUCGGCAGAAACACCAGGUGCUCAGAACUGGGCUUCACCUACCCCCACUUUGA